Molecule: messenger RNA, 2403 nt
Organism: Paraglomus occultum
Lineage: Eukaryota; Fungi; Glomeromycota; Glomeromycetes; Paraglomerales; Paraglomeraceae
Source: the annotation of a GenBank genome assembly
AUGGCUUUUACGCAGGCCCGCAUUCGCGUCUCUCGAGCAUGCUCGGCGGCACGCUGGAGCCUGUUAAUACUUACAUUUAUUAUAUUCGCAGGAACAAAUACAGUUACCGCUCAAUCUUGUUGCUUCUCUAUCACUUCAUUGUCAAAGGCAUCAAGUCCAGGAGUAUUCCAAUAUGAAUUAAAUAUUACGGCCUCACACAAAGACUUUAAGCGCAAUAACCAACAAUAUACGGCAUUCAUCUCAUUUCCACCAGAAUAUCUCAUACAAGGCGAUCCAUACUCCUCCUCUCCAUCGUUCAAAUGCGAUCGGAACACAUCAUAUAGCUUUACGUGCCAAUCGCAGUUCGAUAGUACAUUUUCUGCCUCGUUUCAAGUAACGAUGGCAACAGCCAUAACAACGCAACCAACAGCAGCAGUAACAAUCUACGGAGAUACAUGUAUAAAGGAACAAUUUUGUGAUGAUCAGACAGUGGGCGCACAUUCAAAUGACAUUAGUUUGGGUCCAUUUGGGACUUGGUCAAAGACUGCAGUAAUCAUUGCUGGAGUGGUAUUAGGAUUGAUAAUAUUGGUCGCGAUAUAUUUAUUAUACCGGCGUUCACACCCAGAUUCAAAAUAUAUUGACACUUCACAGGCGCCAUCCUUCCCUGAUCAAAGCGUUGAUAAACCCAACACUCCCUUCCAAUCCGGAACGUUGUUAAACUUUUCAACCACCGACACUCCAAAAAAACGUAAAGGCUUGCUUAAAGGCUUCUUCCAGCGCGAUGAAUCUUCUUCAAACACUGAGAAAGCAAUCGAUGAGUCGGCUUGGAACCAAGCUCCUCGAUCGGUUUCCGACCUUGGGUCGGGGUUAUCUGGAAGUAAAUUUAUGCCGGUCUCGAGUGUCGUUGUAGAUAUUGAGGAGAAUUUGAGGAAUAGUAAGCGCCAUCCGCGAAAAAACGAAGCGGAUACUCAUGACUUAGAUAUCGCAACCGUGCCCGAACUAUACGACACGCCUCAAGAGAAACGGGCAAGGUCUCCCACAGUACCAAAUUCUAAUUACGAACUAUCUAAAUCGAGCUCGCGUCGGGGACAUCAUUCCGGAACCGCUCCGGGAACCUAUGAAGCUCACGAUAAAGUAAAUAGAAGAGGGUCGACGAAAAAACGCGAAACUGGUGAUAGCAGAGUGAACAAAGAAGCAUCGACGUCAAAACGCGAAGCCGAUGAGAGUAGGGUGAAUAGAGAAGCAUCAACGUCAAAACGCGAAACUGACGACUAUAGAACAAGUAAAAGACCACCAAAGCAAAAAACUGAAACUGACGACCAUAGAACGAGUAGAAGACCAUCAACAUUAAAAACUGAAACUGACGAAAGUAAGGCUAGUAGAAAACAUUCAACGUUAAAAACUGAUACUGACGAGAGUAGAGUGAGUAGGAAACAUUCAACGUUAAAAACUGAUACCGACGAGAGUAGAGUGAGUAGGAAACAUUCAACGUUAAAAACUGAUACUGACGAGAGUAGAGUGAGUAGGAAACAUUCAACGUUAAAAACUGAUACUGACGAGAGUAGAGUGAGUAGGAAGCAUUCAACGUUAAAAACUGAUACUGACGAGGGUAGAGUGAGUAGGAAACAUUCAACAUUAAAAACUGAUACUGACGAGAGUAAAGCGAGUAGGAAACAUUCAACGUUAAAAAUUGAUACUGACGAGAGUAGAGUGAAUAGAAGACCGACAUUAAAGUCUCCGUCGUCGUUGAAGGAAGACGAGCAUACACACACCAAUGUCCGUUCUCAAACGCAUCAUUCACAUCGCGACAGUGAUGAACCUACAAAUGAGGCCGUAGACGUUCGCCGAUCCAAAACGACUCACGCAUCGUCUAGCAGUCGUACUGCACAACUUACCCAUUCCAAGUCUAUGCGUUCACCUACUUCUCGUACAUCAAGUCAUCGAGAAACACGAGACCGUCCGCACAGUCCUCCGCAUAGUCCUCUGCAUAAUGCCCGGGGAAGCAAUCCUCAUAGUGAAGACGAAGCAGAUUCGGAUGAUUCAUUAUCUGAUCAAUUACCAUUGGCCAUGAUAUCUGGACAAACGUCGCCAGUGAAAUUGUUGUCACCUUUGAAGGAGAAUGAUGCUAAUGACGAUCGAAGAGAAAGUGGAAAGAAACAUGUUAGGGAAAGAGGGGAAGCGUCCAAAUCAUCGAUUGGACCAAGAACCAGUAUAUCAAGAAGUGGCAAGGAUGAAUUUAGGGAGAGUGCUCGAGACAAAGAUAGGAAGGGACAUCUGGAUAGCGCCUCUCGAGAAGUGGACCAAAGUAACAAAGUGUCUUCUAGAAAAAGAACACAACAGCUGAGAGUAGAUGAUCUAAAUUCUGUUGAGGUGGCAAGUGAUGAUGAUGUACCUAUUGCCAAAUUGAAGAGUGUCACAAAGUGA